Molecule: messenger RNA, 2230 nt
Organism: Rhagoletis pomonella (apple maggot)
Lineage: Eukaryota; Metazoa; Arthropoda; Insecta; Diptera; Tephritidae
Gene: Zw10
Product: centromere/kinetochore protein zw10
Exons: 6
Coding region: 110-2230 (706 amino acids)
Biological process (GO): mitotic spindle assembly checkpoint signaling; endoplasmic reticulum to Golgi vesicle-mediated transport; mitotic cell cycle
Cellular component (GO): chromosome, centromeric region; nucleus; RZZ complex
Source: RefSeq, a predicted model, not a curated record
AUCGGAUGAAAAGCAUCGGCGUCCCUAGGCGUAGUCUGGUUCAGAGGAUAUUUUCUGGUUCUGUGGCAAAACCUUUAAAAAAAAAUAAAUACAUAUAUCAUUAUUAGGCAUGGCGCUCCAAGAGAAUGAGAUGCAAUAUAGCGAUGAUAUCGUGAAGAUCCUGAGAGACGGCAACGGUGGCGAUGCCGAAGUCACAAAGAGCACUAUUACUAAAAUUUUGUCACGCAUAAAGCGUUACCAGGAGCGUAUACGCAAACAUAUCGAAGACAAUUAUAUUGAAUUCAUGCCAAAUCAAACAACUUCCGACGCGUACCUCGAUGAUGGUGAGCAAUUAGUGCGUGAGUCUGAGCACUUGCUGCAGACAAUUGGCAGCGAAGCAAAUGCCGCACUGCGCCAAGCCAACUCGGAGCUGGGUGCGUGUAUAGACGAAUUCCGUGAAAUGUCGCUGGGUUUACGCGUGUCCUUCAGAAUACUCAAGGUUGACGACCUGUUUCAAUGUGUAGAGGAGGCAAAUUCGAACAAGGAGUACUUGGUGGUGCUGGAUCAUCUGGGCAAAUUAAAAAGCUUAAUAUACAGUGACGGAGGCACAGAUGUAGAUCGCGUGUUCCAAAAAUGUGAAUGCUACAAUACAAUAAAAGUAAAAUAUCACAUUCAAGCGAAUAUAUUAAAACAGAACUUGCAGCAGCGAUUCGAGUUGCUGGUGCAAUUCACUGAAAAACCUUUCUCCCAUUCGAAAUAUAUAACGCUGCAGGUAUCGAAGGAUGUUAAUCAAUUGCAAGAUACUGUGAUGGCGUUGUUCCAAGCGCGUUAUAAUCCCAUUAAGAUAUGCGAUUUUCUGCUAGAAAACUGUUUAGAGCCACUAAUUUUGAAGCCAGUUUCAUUGGACUACAGCGAAGAAAAUCCCGAACAUGUGCGAUUGACACUUUCAUACUCGUUAAAAGAAAUGAGUCGAAGCUUACGUCCUUCCUACAAGAAAGUGUUUGAAAAUAUUAAGCUGCUUUUGAAUUGUUUAGCCAACAUAAAUGUUUCAGUAUCCAAUGAUCAACAAGUAUUCUCCAUUAUCGGCGAUCAUAUAAAACAACGAUUUUUGAAUUUACUAGUGGAAGAAUGCCUGAUGCAUGCAAUACCCAAAAAUAUGAGCGAAUACGAUGAGUCAACGCUCGUAGAGGAUGUCGUUCAAUUUGAACACUUUCUAGCGGAUGCGUUUCUCAUUAACUCAGAAACCGAUAAAGCUCUUAGCGAUUUUGCCGAAAAAUUUGAAAGCUACUUCCGUGAACAAUUCAGCAAUAAACUUAUAAAAAGCGCGCUAGACAUAAUGCAUAAGGACUUGCAAGAUAUGGCAUUAAUUGCUGAAAAGAAUUCCGCGGAAGAUGUAGCUAAAAAUCCUUUUCUCUUUCCUUGCUGUAUGGUCUCGAAGAGCACACUGGAAUUAAUUAAGUUGAUGGAGCGCAUACUUCGCCAAUCACAUGAUACAGAAGAUGAAAGUCUGUUAAACGUUAUCAGCGUCAUAUUGAUAUCGUAUGUUGGCGAAGUGCCGAAGAUACAUGAGAAGCUUCUAGAAAGCAUACCACAGCAAUCUGCUCUGUUCUAUAAUAAUUGCCAAUUUUUAGCACAUUGGGUGACCACGAAUUCAGAAAAGGGCAUACCCACAUACCCAGCAUUGGUUAAGACCCUACAUAUGAGUGGAAGCAAAUAUUUGAAUGUACAAAUCAAUUAUCAGCAAAAGAUUAUCAUGGGCAUACUCAAAGAAUUUGAUAUUUCCGAUGCACACACAGUUGGCACUGCGCCGUUGAAAUUAUUGCGCCAGUGUUUACGUCAAUUAGAUUUGUUGAAAAAUGUUUGGCAGAAUGUGCUACCCGAUGCAAUUUAUAACAAGACAUUUUGCGAUAUUAUACAUGAUUUUUGUAAUGAAAUAAUACGACGUAUUCUCGCAAUGGAGGAUAUUUCGGCAACAGUGGCAAGUGAGUUGAGUGAGCUAAUCAGUGUCAUAUUGGAGAAGGUGCCAACUUUAUUCAAGCACAAACAUGAAGUGAUACAUAUUAAAUCUUGGAUGAAACUUGAGCAAUUGAAAAUGAUACUGAAUGCUUCGUUGCAAGAAAUCACCGAGCAGUGGUGUGAAGGUGCCGGUAUUUUAACGGCAAACUAUAAGGCAGAAGAAAUUAAGCAUCUCAUACGAGCACUUUUCCAAAAUACCGAUCGGCGCGCCAAGGCAUUAACAAAAAUUGUCUAA